AAAAGAGGAUGCAGUAGGCGUGGAUGCUCAGAGUGGCUGUUAUGGCAAUGCACUACAAGCAGCUGCAUGGAGGGGUAACGAAUCGAUUGUGCAGCUUCUCCUCGAGCAUGGGGCUCAGGUGAAUGCUCAGGGUGGCCAUUAUGGUAAUGCACUACAAGCGGCUGCAUAUCAGGGAAAUCAAUCGGUGGUCCAGCUUCUCUUUGAGCGCGGGGCAGAGGUGAAUGCCCAGGGCGGCAGGUACGGUAAUGCACUACAAGCAGUGGCAUGCACGGGGAGCGAGUCGGCUGUGCAACUUCUCCUUGAGCGUGGGGCAGCGGUGAAUGCCCAGGGUGGCUAUUGUGGCAAUGCACUACAAGCAGCUGCAUUUAGCGGGAAGGAAUCGGUAGUGCAGCUUCUCCUCGAGCAUGGGGCAGAGGUGAAUGCUCCGGGUGGCCGUUACGGCAAUGCACUACAAGCAGCUGUGUGCAGCGGGAAGGAAUCGGUGGUGCGGCUUCUCCUUACGCAUGGGGCAGAG
This is a messenger RNA of Tuber aestivum (summer truffle), 514 nucleotides long. The record is from the annotation of a GenBank genome assembly. Lineage: Eukaryota; Fungi; Ascomycota; Pezizomycetes; Pezizales; Tuberaceae.